Molecule: messenger RNA, 1865 nt
Organism: Glossina fuscipes
Lineage: Eukaryota; Metazoa; Arthropoda; Insecta; Diptera; Glossinidae
Product: exocyst complex component 4-like
Exons: 3
Coding region: 6-584 (192 amino acids)
Biological process (GO): exocytosis; chemical synaptic transmission; Golgi to plasma membrane transport
Cellular component (GO): synapse; growth cone membrane; exocyst
Source: RefSeq, a predicted model, not a curated record
UUUUUAUGCUUUUAUUGACGCAGGUGCGAGUACAAUGCUUCCAUUAUUUACGUACUAAUCCUCAAAAUGGCAGAGUGGAUAGUUUUAUAAAUAGUAAAGAGGAUGUUUUGGAACCAGAUAGGCAAGUACAAAUAUUGACAAAACGUUUAGCUGAAAUGGAUGAAGCGUUUAGUGCGACCUUACAUGCGCGGAAAACUAGGUACAUAUUUGAAGGUUUGGCUCAUUUAGCAGCCCGCAUACUUAUACAAGCUUCCAAUUAUUUGGAGAACAUUGAUCAAGUUACUGUACAACGAAUGUGUCGUAAUGCACUGUCUCUACAACAAACUCUAAGUAACAUAACGGGCUCCAGAGAAGUGGCUUUAGAUCAAGCAAAACAAUUCUACGAAUUAUUAUGCAUGGAACCGGAUAUAAUAAUUACUACCAUUGUCGAGCAAGGUUCCCAAUUCACUGAAAUGCAAUAUUUAAAUGCCUUACAAUUAUCAUGCAAAGCACGAGGUAUUACUGACUCUAAUACACUGGCUAACUAUCAACAGAGAUUAUCAGAUAUUUUGGGAGCCAAACCUUCCGCUGGUGUUGUCGUAUAAUAAACGUGUUGUUCUAAUUUAAAGUAUUGCAUAUAUACAAACAUACCUACGUAGAAAAGUAUUUAUCUCUGUUGUUUCAAAAAUUCCAGUUUUAUUUAUAGCAACUUGCUUUUAUUUAAGAAUAACAAUAAUUAAUUUUUCAAUAAUGUUAAAUUGAAUCCAGCAUUAAGUUUCUCGUUCAACUGAGCGCAAAAGGAAAAUAAUAAAUAGAUUAGAAAUUUGUACACAAAUGUAGUGUGCACUUACUUACUUAUGAGCAAAGUUAUGAACAUUUUUCGUAAAGAGUAGACAAUGUGCAGUAAUUUUAUAAGAUGUAAUAAAAACACAAAUUCAUUUUAUUGGCUUACAAGAGAAAACAUUUAAUAAGCCCCAGGAAGGCGGCAAUAAAUAGUUUGAAAAUAAAAUAACGUAAAUACGAAUACACACAUAAAUACGAAUGGACACACAUGCAACAACAAACAUAUACGAACAUGCACCUCUAAAAUGGCAUACAAAAGAAAUUUUUUGAUGCACAGCGCAUUUAAUUUGUGAUUUGAUGUGCGUUUAAGUAGAAUUAAAAUAAAAGGUAGGAAACACAAAAUUUUUUCAAAAAUGUCAUUACAUUAAUAAUCAUAACGAUAAUCAUGUGAAUGUGAAGAAAAUACAACAUUGCGUGUAUUUAUUAAAUCAUUCAGCCAUUCUCCACGGAAAAAAUAAACAGGAGUAAAAUUAAGAAGACAUUAAAAAAAACAAUUCAAAAUGCAGAGAAAAAAUGCUUUAUUCGUUACAAAACAAGAAAGAAGCUGUAUACGACUUAAUGGCAUAGUUGGAGAAUUUUGAUAUAGCUGGUAAGUUAAUAGACAGUUGGCUGCAGGGUUUUACGCACAGUGUAUCCAUAUUUUUGCAGGUUGUACGGAUCUAUACAGCAUCCAGAAGGAUUUGAGAUAGGCCCAUCUUUUAUUGUACCAAUCGAUUGACAACGGUCUUCUGUACUUCGGACUUUUGAGAUAUUUUGAUAAAAUUUGAUACGCAGACGCGGCUUGGCCCAGGGACGAACUCUGUUGAAAGUGAUUCGGAACGAAACAUUCUUCCGACCACUUUUUAGAAACGUUCUUACUUGAAAAAGCAUUGUUAUUUACAAGAUUUCGUGACACAAAUAGCCGAGCAAUAGUAUGUCCGCGUUCAAAAUUAAUGUGAAAUGAACAAUCUGGUACGUAUGAGGCGCAUCGCCUUCACGUUCGCCUUUUGUAACUUUAACAUUCUAUCAUUCAUUCAUUCAUUUCUUCCUAUAUUCAAUUUUUC